CGCAUGUUCGCUGCGCUGGCAGAGGUUUCCGCAGCAGAGGGGUUAGCUCUGCAGCGGCGUGUGGGGCUCUCAGCGCCCAGUUCUCGCAAAGUCUUCGGCGUCCGCUGGCAACGGGUGUUCCUUCACUCCGGGUCUCACCGGCCGCAGCUCCAGCGCGCCCCGAUCUGGCCCCCUAUCCCGUGAAGAUGGCUGCCGUACGCCGGGCCCGCAGUUACUGCCGCUGCCUGGUGCGCUUCUCCGACCGAGAACUCUGCUAAGCCCCGCUGCUGCAGCAGACAGGCAGGAGUAGCUACCCGGACACCCAGCACACCUCCUCAGGGGACGGUGCAGAGGGGGUGUAGAGAGCCCCUCAACCGGCGAUCAGCCCGCCAGCAUGGACAGCCGAGAAAAAUGCUUCUUCUCGGCUCGCAGAAGACAUUGAACCAAUCUCGCUUCUCCCAAGAGAUUUUAUCGAAGCAGUGAACAUAGAUUGAGGCAGAAGCUGAGGAAGAUUGUCAUUCUGAGUCUAUCAGAGCAGAUGAUGAUGAAAAUGAAAGCCCUGCCGAAACAGAUCUGCAGGCAUGUUUCUUCACCGUGUGUAUAAUUUCCAUUCCACUGCUUUCCAUGGAUAAGCAGAAAUUGGUCAUAAUUGUGAAAAAUUAUAGGCACAACUCCAGAGGUUCCGAGCUCAGUGGAUGUUUGAACUUGCCCCAGGUGUCGGCUCUGGCAGUUUAGAAACUCGAUCUUGCAGAGCAGGAGCCAGGGGCUCUUUUCUGAAAGCAGUGGAUACCAAAGGAAAGCAAGAAAUGGCAAAAGAAGAAAAGGCUCGAGAACUCUUCCUAAAAGCAGUAGAAGAAGAACAAAAUGGAGCUCUUUACGAAGCCAUCAAGUUUUAUCGUAGGGCUAUGCAACUUGUACCUGAUAUAGAGUUCAAGAUUACUUAUACCCGGUCUCCAGAUGGUGAUGGCGUUGGAAACAGCUACAUUGAGGAUAAUGAUGAUGAUAGCAAGAUGGCAGAUCUGUUGUCCUACUUCCAGCAGCAGCUCACAGUUCAGGAGUCUCUGCUCAAACUGUGUCAGCCUGAACUUGAGAGCAGUCAGACUCACAUAUCAGUGCUGCCGAUGGAGGUCCUGAUGUACAUCUUCCGGUGGGUGGUGUCAAGCGAUUUGGACCUCAAAUCAUUAGAGCAGCUGUCACAGGUGUGCAGAGGAUUCUAUAUCUGUGCCAGAGACCCUGAAAUAUGGCGUUUGGCCUGCUUGAAAGUUUGGGGCAGAAGCUGCAUUAAACUUGUUCCAUACACAUCCUGGAGGGAGAUGUUUCUGGAAAGGCCCCGUGUUCGGUUUGAUGGAGUGUAUAUCAGUAAAACCACAUAUAUUCGUCAAGGGGAACAGUCUCUUGAUGGUUUCUAUAGAGCCUGGCACCAAGUGGAAUAUUACAGGUACAUAAGAUUCUUUCCUGAUGGCCAUGUGAUGAUGUUGACAACCCCUGAGGAGCCUCAAUCCAUCGUUCCUCGUUUAAGAACUCGGAAUGCUAGAACUGAUGCAGUUCUAUUGGGUCAUUAUCGCUUGUCGCAAGAUACAGACAAUCAGACCAAAGUAUUUGCUGUGAUAACUAAGAAAAAAGAAGAAAAGCCACUUGACUAUAAAUACAGAUAUUUUCGUCGUGUCCCUGUGCAAGAAGCAGAUCAGAGUUUUCAUGUGGGGUUACAGCUGUGUUCCAGUGGCCACCAAAGGUUCAACAAACUCAUUUGGAUACAUCAUUCUUGUCAUAUUACGUACAAGUCAACCGGUGAGACUGCAGUCACUGCUUUUGAGAUUGACAAGAUGUACACCCCCUUGUUCUUCUCCAGAGCGAGGAGCUACACUGCUUUCUCAGAGAGGCCUCUGUAGGACCUCACGUCCAGUCCUCUGUCAGUGUUGCAUGAAUAAAAGCAUAUAGUGCGAAAGAGCACCUAAGUUAUAAAUGUACAUACAUAUAUAUAUAUCUGGAAUUGGAAUUUAUUUUACAUUGUUGGAGUUCUUUUAAGAAGAGUAUAAAUUGAUUUUUUUUAUUUAAAGGGAUAGUUGAUUCUUGGGGUGUUUUGGUUUUGAAAUUAAGAAGUUGAGAUAACAAGUUAUUUAAACACAUUUAUGUUAUGAAAAACAUUCAUAUGAGCUUUAAAUCAUGUCCUUUUUCAAGCAGAUUUCUGAGCAGAUUUCUGUCACAUUAAGUCUUCCGCCUGAUCAUCCCGAUACUGAAAUGCGUCAGGGGAGAGCUUUACUGGAUAAGCAUUUCUUUCACGCAUGACAAAAUGGCUUUGCACUAAAGGCUCAAAUGUGAAAACCUGUUCUAGAUUUGUUUGAAACUGCUUGACCAAUAGAUUCUAAAUAAAUGUUUCCUUCGAGAAAAUGU
Phyllostomus discolor (pale spear-nosed bat) is the source of this 2370-nucleotide messenger RNA. It is a transcript of the gene FBXO9, whose product is annotated as F-box protein 9. Gene Ontology annotation, molecular function: protein binding. Bases 675 to 1868 code for a protein of 397 amino acids. The record is from RefSeq and is a predicted model, not a curated record. Gene Ontology annotation, biological process: SCF-dependent proteasomal ubiquitin-dependent protein catabolic process. NCBI's taxonomy places the organism in Eukaryota, Metazoa, Chordata, Mammalia, Chiroptera, Phyllostomidae. Gene Ontology annotation, cellular component: SCF ubiquitin ligase complex. The transcript has 14 exons.